GACGCUGAUUUGAAACUUGCUGUUACCCUCGCUGAACUUCUACUUCUGCAACACCCGUACCGUACCAUCUAAGACCCUGAGACGUCAACCCCUCCCCCGCGUCAACGUCCAAUGCCACCUCCGUGAUAAGCCACGAUGCCCGCAACCGCGGCAGACAAUGCGUCGAUUUACUCUACGACUACGCGAUCUGGCUCGGUCAGAGGGCCUGCCUUUUCGCUAGAUACCUUCUCUAGCAAAGACUACAUAGUCAAAGACUUCAUUGAAGCACUCUCCGAUAGCGCAAUACCUGCUAGGCGCGGUUCUGGCCCCGGGAAUCAGCAAGCCGCGUUCGACCCCAAGCCUCUCAUACGAACCUUCGAACACGCCCUCUCCCGCCUCGGCUCUCUCUCUGAAGAACUCGAAUCCCACGAGAAUGAACUCUCUGGCGCCGUGCGCCGCGCCGAAUCCCAACACAACCAGAAUGUAGACUCGCUGGGGAGGAAGCUUGAACAGGCUAUAGACAACUUCCAGAGGUUGGAUAGUUCGCUGAAUGGCAGCAUAAGUGACGGAAUCGACCAGGAUGCUGGAGGAAAUGUUGCCGUGCGGAUUGGUGAAAGACUCGAAGAGCUGGACCGGCAGAGACAGAGAGCACAGGAUGCCAAAUUCCUGAUACAAUGCUGGAUGGAAGUGAGCGAAAAGGGAAACUUGUCGACUCUGGAAGACGUCAGGAGACUAGGUGGCGGGGACGGCAAAGUACGCUGUGCCCAUAUUGCACGGCAACUCUUGAAGAUCAGUAUAAGAUUGGACCCGGAAGGCACGCCUCAUCUGAACGGAAAUUCUGGUGCAAAAGGACCUAAAAAGCGGCCGGGCGCUGGCCAAAGCAGGUACCCAACGCGGGAGAUCAUCGAGAAAUUCUUGGAGAGCUUAGAAAAGGAUCUAUUGAAACAAUUCGACGAGUUUUACCGGCGCCAAAACUUUGAUGGCAUGAGGGAAUGUGCCGUGGCUCUGCGUGAUUUUAGCGACGGAGCGAGUGUCAUGGCUUUAUUCGUUAAUCAGCAUCAAUUCUUCAUUGAUCGUAGUCAGCUGAUUACUGAAGAAGUAGCUGGGGACAAUGAGACUUGGGAUCGGUUGCAAGAUCCUGAUGCGGAACCUCCUGGAGUAGAACCGAGUCUGCAGUCGUUGGUAGACGAGGUGAGAAUCGUCGUCCAGGAAGAAUCUGCUAUCAUCAAGCGUGCCUUUCCAUAUUAUGACGAAGUGCUGGUACGAUUCUUGCAGAGAGUUUUCCAACAAUCGAUACAACAACGCCUUGAAAUGGUACUUGAUAAAGCGAAUCAACUGUCUUCUCUAGCCUUUCUCCGCUCGUUACAGGCCGCGAGGAGUUAUAUUGCCGCUCUGGUAGACGACCUAAAGUCGCAUGGACUAACGGAGCACCCCGAACCUGUAUCAUCACAAGUUGCAGCUACACUAGACCAGCAACUUGAUGAUCUGUUCGUGCCCUACUUUGUAGGCUCGUCGUAUAUUGAACGAGAAAAGAAGAAUUUAGAAGAGCUUUACUCAUCUCUUCUGCUCAAGUUUACUAUUUAUCAUUCGAGGAAACGGAAGAUGCCUACAACGUAUUUCGGAUCACUUGGACAAAGAGGGCGAGAGUUGAUUUCUUCGGCAAGAGACGCAUACAUGGACCGCUUGGACUCAACCGACCUCCCACCCUCUCAAAAAGCUAUGCUGAUGCGUAUUGCCGGCCUCAAAGACACCGAUAGCGAGAAAAAGGACAUUGAAGUCACGGACGAGGAUGGCAAACUUAGCUUACCUAAUGCUAAGAGAAUGCUAAAGUGGUUAGCAGAAGGUGUAGGCAGAGGCCUCGAACUCAGUGGCGGCAACGAAACACCGAAAGAUGUCCAAGCACUGCUUACUCUGCUCCUGUCACACAUGGGCGAGCUCUAUCUCGAAACAGCUCUCGAUGCCGCCGCCGACCAUGCAGCCGCCCAAGAAUCUAUGACCAAAACUCCUCCUGACCUUACCUACCUCUCCUCCCUCCGCACCGCAAUUUCCAUCCUCCAUCUUCUCCAAACCUCAACCCAGACCGUCCUCCUCCCCCUGGCAACUCCCAACCUGACCAUCCGCCGCGAAAUCGAAAAAGCAACCACGAACAGCCUCGCCACCCUCGAAGCCAAGAUCUCCACAAUUAUCAACCGCACACUCGACGCCGCGCUAGCAUGGGUGACACGUUGCCUCGCACAGCAGAAAAAGACAGACUUCCGUCCUAAGGACGACGAUGAUGCCCUCACCUCCUUGUCUACUGAAACACCCGCCUGCAAGACUGUCACCACUUUCCUCAGCCGCGUCGCCACUCAAGCCACUGCCUCGCUCGACGGGCGCAAUCUCGGGCUGUUCCUUGCAGAGCUCGCGAAGGGCUUGAGAUCCGCGGUGCUGGAGCAUCUGCGCAAAUUCAGUGUGUCGCUUGCGGGUGGAUUGGUCGUUAGCAAAGAUAUGAAUGGGUAUGUUGAUCUAGUCAGAGGGUGGCCAACUGGGGAAGAACUGGAGCCUGGUGCGAUGGAUGUGUUGGUUGAGGUAGCGAACCUGUUUGUGAUUGGGCCCGAGGCGCUGAGGGAGAGGCUGAGGGGUGGUGGGCAUGAGGCUAUGGAGCUGAGGCAGUAUGUCAUGCGGAGAGAGGAUGUGGGGAGUGUGGGUGUGCAGGCGGUUUUGACGGCGUUGUAAGCAUGCUACGUAUCGAAUUAGACAUGUGUAGGUUGCAAGAGUUUGGGGCAUUGGCGCGGUGUUGGGAGUGGGAUGUUAUAGUGUUUACAGGAGAGACGAUGCUUCGAGGUCUUUCGAAUGAGCCGAAAUCAAACGCAUUCAACCCCACCUUCAUAGUGAGCUGAGUCUACCAGCAGAUGCUAAUUCCUCCACCGUUCUAGCGGCCAGACGCUCGCGGUUCCGCCGCACUCUCUCAAUCUCGUCUGAGUGGAUGAGUAUUCUAAUACAG
This is a messenger RNA of Mytilinidion resinicola, 2962 nucleotides long. Its product is annotated as exocyst complex component Sec10. The record is from RefSeq and is a predicted model, not a curated record. The transcript has 8 exons. The coding region runs from base 136 to 2694 and encodes 852 amino acids. Gene Ontology annotation, cellular component: cytoplasm; exocyst. NCBI's taxonomy places the organism in Eukaryota, Fungi, Ascomycota, Dothideomycetes, Mytilinidiales, Mytilinidiaceae. Gene Ontology annotation, biological process: Golgi to plasma membrane transport; exocytosis.